Molecule: messenger RNA, 981 nt
Organism: Musa acuminata AAA Group (dessert banana)
Lineage: Eukaryota; Viridiplantae; Streptophyta; Magnoliopsida; Zingiberales; Musaceae
Product: monoterpene synthase 7, chloroplastic-like
Exons: 6
Coding region: 1-981 (326 amino acids)
Molecular function (GO): terpene synthase activity; magnesium ion binding
Source: RefSeq, a predicted model, not a curated record
AUGGUGUCACAAUCUGACAUGCACAAAUUUUGUGGAUGUUCUGAAGGUGUCUUCAACCGAUUUAUAGUUGAGAAGGGCAUCUUGAAAGCCAGCCUUCACCACCAGACCGAAGGAUUGGUGAGCUUGUACGAGGCUUCCCAUCUUGCACAGGAAGGAGAGCACGUGCUGGAAGAAGCUAUAAACUUUACGACUAAACAGCUCAAGAGCCUCAUGGAGGGAUCACUUGAGCCUCAUCUCAGGAAGCACGUAGCCCAUGCCUUGGAGCUUCCAUUGAACUGGAAGAUGCCGAGGUUGCAGACCAGGUGGUUCAUAGAAGCAUCCCAAAGGGAAGCGAAGAUGAACCCUGUCCUGCUUGAAUUGGCUAAGUUGGACUUCAACAGGGUUCAGAGCAUACAUCAGAGGGAACUCAGAGAAGUGUCGAGGUAUUUUGAGCUUGCUUUACUUGAAUCAUGUCAUGUACAUUCUGCCCUCGUGCAUGAAUCAGCAAACUUCAGCACAAACUUCUGGCUGUCGAUCAGAUGGUGGAGCAAUCUUGGCCUGGCGCAGAGGCUUCCAUUUUCGAGGGACAGGGAGGUGCAGACAAAGGCAAACUGCCUGAUAACAACAAUAGAUGAUGUGUAUGAUGUUUACGGCACCAUGGAUGAGCUCGAGCUUUUCACGGAUGCCGUCGAUAGAUGGGACGUUAAUGCAACGGGCAAACUUCCAGAGUACAUGAAGAUAUGUUUUAUAGCCCUCUUCAACACUACAAAUGAUACCGCGUACAAUUGCAACCCUUGGGUUCAGUGGGCAGAUGUAUGCAAGGCAGACAUGGUGGAAGCAAGUGACGAUGUAAGUCAAGAGACCUUGGAAGACUUCCACAGCUGUCCUGAGAUUGCAAGACGGUCAUCCAUGAUCCUUCGACUUUGUGAUGAUUUGGGUACUUCCAAGGACGAGCUUGAAAGAGGCGAUGUGUCCAAAUCUAUCCAGUGCUUGCAUGCAUGA